AUGGACAGUUUCACACCGCUUGUUUUAGAGGCCGAAAGCAACUUCUUACAAGCUAAUCCCGACGAGCCUGCUGUACCAUUAGAAGGGCCAUUAGAGCUAAAGAAUAAGCAUAAUAGAGGACAGAGCUUUCGUAUUCGAGACGGAAAUGUAGCUCCUUAUUAUAUAUCUAGCUUCAGUCAUGGACCAGCAAUGACAAGUCAAAUAUAA
This is a messenger RNA of Botrytis fragariae, 207 nucleotides long. RefSeq lists its product as uncharacterized. Bases 1 to 207 code for a protein of 68 amino acids. The transcript is spliced from 2 exons. The record is from RefSeq and is a predicted model, not a curated record. NCBI's taxonomy places the organism in Eukaryota, Fungi, Ascomycota, Leotiomycetes, Helotiales, Sclerotiniaceae.